AUGGAUCGAAUGAAUGGUGGCGUCCGUCAUUAUUUAGCGCAAGAUAGGCCUGAUCGAAAGACACAAUUCUCUUGGUUGACGAAACUGGCAUAUACUCUGGGAUACAUCCACGAGCAUCGCAUUAUUAUCGCCGACGUCCGAUAUGACAAUCUAUUACUCGACGACGCUUUAGACGUCAAAUUCUGUGACCUCGGGGAAUCGGCUAUGAUGCCUCUCGAUUGGCAUCUAGAGGGCACUGACGAUCUUGGCUUCUCGAUUUUGACCGAUACUGGACAGUUUGGCAGAGUCAUGUAUGAAGUUAUUGCCGGAGUUAGAUGCAAAUUCGAUCUGACCCUAAACCGGAAAGAACCUGAGGAUCUGUACUCUUGUCCGCCACGAGACAGUCUUCCGUCACCCAGAGAUAUAUGGCUAGGCCAUAUCAUUGACAAAUGUUGGACUCAGGCAUUCAAGUCUGCCAGAGAGCUCGCCCUGGAGCUGGACCAGGAACGACUUCCCUGA
This is a messenger RNA of Fonsecaea nubica, 498 nucleotides long. RefSeq lists its product as hypothetical. Gene Ontology annotation, biological process: protein phosphorylation. Bases 1 to 498 code for a protein of 165 amino acids. Lineage: Eukaryota; Fungi; Ascomycota; Eurotiomycetes; Chaetothyriales; Herpotrichiellaceae. Gene Ontology annotation, molecular function: protein kinase activity; ATP binding. The record is from RefSeq and is a predicted model, not a curated record. The transcript has a single exon.